This is a messenger RNA of Tyto alba (common barn owl), 909 nucleotides long. RefSeq names its product ADP ribosylation factor like GTPase 16 (gene ARL16). The transcript has 4 exons. The record is from RefSeq and is a predicted model, not a curated record. NCBI's taxonomy places the organism in Eukaryota, Metazoa, Chordata, Aves, Strigiformes, Tytonidae. Gene Ontology annotation, molecular function: GTP binding; GTPase activity. The coding region runs from base 15 to 752 and encodes 245 amino acids.
CGGGGCGGGGCGGGAUGGCGGGCGGGGGGCGUCCGGCGCGCACGUGCCUGCUGCUGGGGGCGGCGGGCGGUGGGAAGAGCCUCCUGGCCCGGCGGCUGCGUCAGCUGAGCACCGAGGACGGGCCGGCGGAGCUGGGCGAGCCCCCCGCCACGCUGCCCACGGUGGGCACCGACCUGACCGACCUGCGGCUGCCGCGGCGGGUGACGCUCCGGGAGCUGGGCGGCUGCAUGGGCCCCGUCUGGCACGGCUACUACGGCGACUGCGGCGCGCUCCUGGUGAGCGGCCCCGGGACCCCGGCCCCGCGCCGGCGGGGACCCCCCCCCAGCCACGGCCCCCGGGGAGCACCGGGCAGCUGCCCGUGGCGGGGGGCCGGCGCUGGCCCCCCGCGGUUUCGCCGCGGCUGUGCCCGGCCAGGCUGGGGGGGGGGCCGCCCCCGGGCACCCCCACUUUCCCUUCUCUUCCAGUUCGUGGUCGACGCCGCCAACCCCACCCAGGUCUCCUCGUCCUGCGCCCAGCUGCUGUCCGUCCUCUCCGCAGCGCAGCUCGCCUCCGUGCCCGUGCUGGUUCUCUUCAAUAAGAUUGACCUGCCCUGCUACAUGUCGCUGGUGGAGAUGAAGUCGCUGUUCCGCAUGCAGGACAUCAUCUCCUGCGCCACGCAGCCCAUCGCGACGCUGGACACCAGCGCCCGUGACGGCACUGGCCUGGCCGACGUCCUGCAGUGGCUUCGGGCCACCCUCGGGGGCCCCCGCUGACCCUGCCCGGGCGCCUGCGGUAGCCCCGUCACCAAAGGAGGUGGCCGCCGAGCAGCUGCCCUGUGUGGGGCUGGCAGCGGGGCCCGGACAGGGUCACGGGCUGGCGGGGGGACAGGAUCCCCGUGAGACUGCACAGUAAAACUUCCACCGUACUGUC